AUGGUUCCACUUGACAAUACCACUAACACAACAGUGAUAGUUGCUGGGAACACAACUUGUGGGCCAUCAGCAAACACACUUUGUGUACCUUUUGGAAUAUUUAUUGAUUCGAACUUUGAUUUAUAUGUGGUAGAUACUGGUAAUAAUAGAAUUCAACUCUUUAGAUCUGGACAGAUGAAUGCGAUGACAGUGACUGUAAAUGGAACCUCAAACGGUAUUUCAUUAUCUGAUCCAACAGAUGUUAUAAUUGAUGGUAAUGGAUAUUUAUAUAUUAUCGAUAUGGGAAACCAUAGAAUUAUUCGUUCUGGGCCAAAUGGUUAUAAUUGCGUGAUCGGAUGUAUAGGGACAAGUGGAUUAGCCUUUAAUCAGCUUAAUCAACCAUAUAAACUUGCUUUUGAUAGCCAUGGUAAUAUAUUUGUUAUGGAUGUCGGGAGUAGUCUCAUUUUGAAAUUUAUGUUGGCAACAAAUUCGUGUGAAUCAACUACUAUGAUGACAUCGCCUCAAAUGAUUGAUACUACAAUUAUCAAUGUUCGCACGUCAACAUCUUAUUUUUCUCCAUUAUCAUGUUCUAAUACAGCAUAUAUUGGUCUUAAUUGUAGUAUCUCUAGUAAUCUAUGUGAUAUGCUUCAACCAUGUCAAAAUAAUGGCACUUGUAAUAUUACUAAUCAAAACUCUCUUGGUUAUAUUUGUUCGUGUCCAUUGCAUUUCAAUGGUACUUAUUGUCAAUUUGAUGAUCGACCGUGUAAACCAAAUACUUGUAUCAAUAAUGGUAUAUGCAUCGAAAUGCCAAAUCUAACAUUUAUGUGCAAAUGCGCAAACGGAUGGAAAGGUGAUCGCUGUGAAAUAAAGAUUAAUUAUUGUGCAAAUAUAACCUGUCUGAAUAACGGUGUUUGCCGAUCAUUAUUGACUACAUAUAAAUGUGAAUGUCUGGGACAAAGUUAUUCUGGAAAAUAUUGUGAAAAAUCAACAAAUAGUCUAGUUGUUCGUAAAGUAAUUUCAAAAUCAUUCGGAUAUAUAGUAAUUAUUGCUUUGAUAGCCGUUGUUGUAUUUAUUAUAACGUUAGAUAUAUUAAAAUAUUUUUUUGGUAUUGAUCCAGUACGUAAAUACUGGAAAAAAAUGAAACGAAAGAAAAAAAUUAAAAAGUCUAAUCCUCAAGUGAUAAGACGAUUUACAUAUGUGAAUUAA
Molecule: messenger RNA, 1185 nt
Organism: Adineta steineri
Lineage: Eukaryota; Metazoa; Rotifera; Eurotatoria; Adinetida; Adinetidae
Source: the annotation of a GenBank genome assembly